Drosophila biarmipes is the source of this 1747-nucleotide messenger RNA. RefSeq names its product dynein axonemal assembly factor 3 homolog (gene Dnaaf3). The coding region runs from base 104 to 1717 and encodes 537 amino acids. The record is from RefSeq and is a predicted model, not a curated record. Lineage: Eukaryota; Metazoa; Arthropoda; Insecta; Diptera; Drosophilidae. Gene Ontology annotation, biological process: axonemal dynein complex assembly; motile cilium assembly. The transcript has a single exon.
CAAAUGGCAGCAGUAAUAGAGCUCAUAGCAGGGAAGAGCAAAACCAAACAAGUCCCAACGGAUUCGAGCUAGAAAUAAAAAAAAAAAACCAAACAAGGUCAAGAUGUUGUGGGGACUCAGUUCGGCGUUGGAUCUGUACGAGGAGUACCUGAAGGCCUUCAAGAUCAACGAUGAUCCGCUGCCGGCGGAGGGAGAUGCGAGCGAGGGAGCGGAGGGAGCAGGUGGAGAUGGUCCGCAGACCACCGUAAGCAUCCUCAUCUGCGGCGGAGCUGAUCCGCGCCAUGUGAUCAAGACUCUGGCCAAGAGGUACACCCAUCGCACUAGACCCAAGCUCAAAAUAUAUGUGCUGGAUGGCUGCGCCGAGAUUGCAGCCAGGAAUAUGCUGCUCCUAGGCGUGGCGCUAGAGGACCCCGAAUCCUUUAGCCUGGUGUGCAAAGUGCACUUGUUCAUGGAUCUCUAUGGGAAUGCGGUAAUCCGCCCCAGCUCGCACCACUACAUGGCCGCCAAGGGACGCACUCUGCUCCAAAUGGUCACCGAUGACGAAACAAUGCAGCGCCUGGCUCCCAUGCUGAAUAUAGAAGGCCUGAAGUACAAAGAGCGAGAUGGCUUGGAAAUGUCCUUCAGUUUCUGGCAGCCGCAUCCUUGGAAUGUCUUCGAGGUGACCAAGUACUGGGAGCAGCGGUCGAGGACUUUGCUGGGCACCCGUUACGAUCACCGCAACGGAGCCUUCGACUGGGACCUGAGCAUGACCCUCAAGGAUCGGGGUGGGCAGCAGAUCUGCUCGCAGGAGUACCGCUACUGGCGAGAGUCCGGUGUGGCUUUUGUUUUUCCCGAGUAUGAGCAAUGCAAGCCGAACAAGACGCUGGCAGCUGGCCUGGUGCGAAACGGACGCACCUUCCUUCAUCGUGGCUAUGUGGGCGAUAUCCAAACAGGACCCUUCUGUGGCUUUGGGCUGCGCACCACCGAGGAGCGAAUGCAUCACUCGGUGCAUGGCGACAAUGACUACCGUGCCACUGACAUAACCGAACGCAAUCUCCUCGAACUCUUCCAUGAGCUGCAGACCCAGACCGCAUACGAACACGAUCCCACGCGCUCCCGCCGGUAUGGAUCCGUCCAGCUGCUGAUGACGCCGUUGCUCAAUCACCAGGAAGUGGAUGCUGCGGGGCAGGCAUCCUACGACAAACCGUGGAUCCCGGUUCCCGGGGUAACCGUGCACUACGUGUCGCCUUUGGAGAUGGUCCAGCUGCAGCAGGGCGCAGACCGCUGGAACAACAUGUUCGACGUCGCCUUUAUGGCCUAUAAUUAUUACUCCUUCCUGAGCAAGGACUUUUUCAAGGCUCUGCGCACGCCAGCCCUUUUCAUCCUGGAGACCAAGCUUAUGACCGUGGAGCGCAAAGAUCAUGUGCUGGAGUUCGAGACCAAGGCCAAGGAGGUAAUGAAGCAGGCCGGCCUCAAGGCGGCCAUCAACUACCAGGCCAUCAAUGCCAAGAACAUGUGGCUCAAGUACAAGAAGACUGAUACAGAUGAACCAGAAGAUGAGGAGGAAGCUGAGCCGGAAUGUGUUGAAGGCGAUGCCGAUGGGGGUCUUGCUGAAGAGUACUCUGGUCUAGUAAUCGAAGAGAUUCCGUCCGGUAAUCAGACUGUGUCUGCGAUUAAAAAGGAAAUAGAGGCAGAAGGUCCGCUCCAGCCGAAGAACACUUUCCACAGUCUGAACUAAAAUAAAUGUACAAUUUAAUGAAUACAACAA